Molecule: messenger RNA, 645 nt
Organism: Tetrapisispora phaffii CBS 4417
Lineage: Eukaryota; Fungi; Ascomycota; Saccharomycetes; Saccharomycetales; Saccharomycetaceae
Gene: ADE8
Product: phosphoribosylglycinamide formyltransferase
Exons: 1
Coding region: 1-645 (214 amino acids)
Biological process (GO): 'de novo' IMP biosynthetic process
Cellular component (GO): cytoplasm
Molecular function (GO): phosphoribosylglycinamide formyltransferase activity
Source: RefSeq, a predicted model, not a curated record
AUGCCUAAGAUUGUUGUACUGAUUUCAGGAUCAGGUUCUAAUCUGCAAGCAUUGAUCGACGCUAAAAAUACUGGCCGGUUGGAAAAUGUGGACAUUAGUGUUGUUAUUUCUUCAAGCAAGAAAGCUUAUGGGUUGACAAGAGCGCACAAUAAUAAUAUACCCACGGUAGUACAUUCGUUGUUUCAAUAUAAUAAAGACAUCGAUAAAAAAGAUACAGUAAAUCGUGAAAUUGCAAGAAGAGCAUUUGAAAAAGACUUAUCAAUAAUAAUAAAUAAACACUCUCCAGAUUUGAUCGUAUGUGCAGGCUGGCUAUUGAUAUUGGGAAAAACUUUUCUAAGUAAUAUAGAUUCCAUACCAAUAAUUAAUUUGCAUCCUGCAUUACCUAGAGCAUUUGAUGGCACUACACAUGCGAUUGAAUUAGCUUGGAAUCAAUGUCAAGAGCAAAAUAAACCGUUAGAAGCAGGUUGUAUGGUUCACUAUGUCAUAGAGGAAGUCGAUAGAGGUGAACCGUUGGUGGUUAAAAAGUUGCAAAUUAUACCAGGUAACGAGACUUUAGAAGCUUAUGAAGCAAGAGUUCACCAAGAAGAACAUGCAGCUAUAGUGGAAGCUACGAUAAAGGCUUUGAAAGAACAUAAUAAGUUAUGA